AAACACACACACACUCAUUCACACGCCCAUUGGCAGACACGGCCACACCUCACAGCCCUGGGGAAAGCCACAGACCUCAGUACAAGCUGAACCUGAACUAGAGGAACUUUCCGCCGGACUCGGGACAAACAGCCGCACCGACACGACUGUCUGCGAGCCGGAGCCCAGGCGAGCGCCGGCGGCCGCAGGUACUCCGGAGCGCCCGCGGCGGGGCCUGGGCGGUGCGGCGGCGGCUGCAGCGGGAGGGUCCCGGCGGCCGAGGCCGUGCCAGUGCGCGCGCGCCAGCCGCCUCCCCUCCGCCCCUCGCCGCCGGCCUCGGGCAUCCGCGCCGGGUAGUCCCGCCGCCCGCCACGGUCCUGAACAUGGCCGCGCGCCCCGCCGCCCCCCUGGCCUGGGCGCUGCUGCUCCUCUCCUGGGUUCUGCUGCGCGGCGGCUGCCGAGCGCGCUUCGCCGCCGAGGCGGACUCCGAGGACGACGAAGAGGAGGUGGUGGUUUUCCCCGAGUCGCCCCUGCAGAGACCCACGGUGCUGGUGGUCGUCCUCGCGCGCAACGCUGCGCACACGCUGCCUCACUUCCUCGGCUGCCUGGAGCGCCUGGAUUACCCCAAGAGCAGGAUGGCCAUCUGGGCGGCCACUGACCACAAUGUGGAUAAUACAACAGAAAUACUCAGGGAGUGGCUGAAAAAUGUACAGAAAGCCUAUCACUAUGUGGAGUGGAGGCCUAUGGAUGAACCUGAGUCUUACCCUGAUGAAAUUGGACCAAAGCACUGGCCUGCCUCCCGUUUUGCCCACGUGAUGAAACUACGGCAGGCAGCCCUUCGAACUGCGAGGGAAAAAUGGUCAGACUACAUUCUGUUUAUAGAUGUUGACAACUUCUUGACUAAUCCGCAGACCCUCAAUCUACUGAUCGCAGAAAACAAAACCAUUGUGGCCCCCAUGCUGGAGUCUCGGGGCUUGUACUCUAAUUUCUGGUGCGGAAUCACACCUCAGGGCUUCUAUAAACGAACCCCGGACUAUCUUCAAAUUAGAGAAUGGAAGAGGUUGGGCUGCUUUCCGGUCCCCAUGGUUCAUUCCACAUUCCUAAUUGACCUCAAGAAGGAAGCCUCUGACAAGCUGAUGUUCUAUCCCCCGCACCAGGACUACACCUGGACCUUUGAUGACAUCAUCGUCUUUGCCUUCUCCAGCAGGCAAGCAGGCAUCCAGAUGUACCUCUGCAACCGAGAACACUAUGGCUACCUGCCCAUCCCCCUGAAGCCGCAUCAGACCUUGGAGGAGGACGUCGAGAACCUCAUCCACGUGCAGAUAGAAGCGAUGAUUGACGGUCCUCCAAUGGAACCUUCCCAGUUUGUCUCAGUUGUCCCUAAAUAUCCAGACAAGAUGGGAUUUGAUGAGAUUUUCAUGAUAAACCUCAAGCGCAGAAAGGACAGGCGAGACCGGAUGUUACGCACCCUGUAUGAACAGGAGAUUGAGGUCAAGAUUGUGGAGGCUGUGGAUGGAAAGGCACUCAACACAAGCCAGCUGAAGGCCCUGAAUAUUGAAAUGCUGCCUGGAUAUCGAGAUCCCUACUCCUCCAGGCCUCUAACCAGGGGUGAAAUCGGCUGCUUCCUUAGCCACUACUCUGUCUGGAAAGAGGUAAUUGACCGGGAGCUGGAGAAGACUCUUGUUAUUGAGGACGACGUGCGUUUUGAACAUCAAUUUAAAAAGAAGCUGAUGAAGCUGAUGGAUGACAUUGAUCGAGUUCAGCUGGAUUGGGAGCUGAUUUAUAUUGGUAGGAAGAGGAUGCAAGUAAAAGAACCAGAGAAAGCUGUGCCCAACGUGGUAAAUCUGGUUGAAGCUGACUAUUCCUACUGGACCCUCGGCUAUGUCAUCUCUCUGGAAGGAGCACAGAAGCUGGUUGGAGCAGAUCCUUUUGGGAAGAUGCUCCCAGUGGAUGAGUUUCUGCCAAUCAUGUACAACAAGCAUCCUGUUGCUGAGUACAUGGAGCAUUACGAAUCCAGGGACUUGAAAGCCUUCUCUGCAGAACCCUUGCUCAUCUAUCCCACGCACUACACAGGCCAGCCAGGGUAUCUGAGUGACACGGAGACCUCGACCAUCUGGGACAAUGAGACAGUGGCCACUGACUGGGACAGGACACAUGCCUGGAAAUCCCGGAAGCAAAGUCGCAUCCAUCGCAACGCAAAGAACACAGAGGCCCUGCCACCACCAGCCUCCCUGGACACCACACCUUCCAGAGAUGAGCUAUGAAGGCUCCAUGGAGGGCUUACUACACUUUGGUUUUCCUAAUGGGCCAACCAUCUGUUUGCUCCAGUUUCUUUUAAUGGUUACAGUGACCUAACCAAAGCAGUCUAAUGUGAUUGAUCAAAAUUGAUAUAUAUUUUUUGACAGGGGAAGAGAAUAGGGAAACUAAACCCAAAUCUUCUAGGAUGGCUAGAAGAUAGGCUUUCUGGCCACCAUUAGGAUGAACUUCAACCCAGACACCUUGCCCUUUAGUUCAUUUCCCAUGAUACUGGUUCCCACAUUAAGGUUGAACAGCAGAGCUCAGAGAUGCUCACUCAAGGGAAAGGUGAUCACCAACGCUGUCACAUCAAUAAAUGGGUAGGCCCGGCAGCCUAUCCAACUGGACCAUAUCUAGUGGUCUGGUGGGCCCCGUUUUAUGUCAUAGAUGUGACCUUGAAAACUUGAGUAUGUUCCAAGUUUGGUGGUGGGGGAUGGGAGGGCAGGAAUCAAAUAAUUUAAAAAUCAAAUUAAUCGGGCUUUUUCUUUAAAGGUAUUUGUCAUGAGCCUUAUUGCAAAGUGAGCUUUGCAUCUUAGUCUCCGUUAUCCAACAGGGAUGGGUAUUUGGGUCUGUCUGAGACUUGGCCUUUGACUAUCAUGACAACUGAAGCUCUCAUAAAGAGCUGUCCAGUUUGCCAUGUGGAUAUAUUGAAUAUAGUUUCAUAGAUAUUUGAGGGUGUGUGUAGCUAUUUGAAGAAAACACUCAAGCUUUGGCUUUCUUUAUUAUGGUCACUUGAGUUGGGAUGCUCUAUUUAUGAAGAUAAAUUUAAUAUAUAAGGGGCUGGGGCUGGUCUGUAAUUGCUGUCCCAGGGGUUCAUGUGCUGCCCCAGCAGGUCAGACUCUCCCAUCCCCCCUGAGCCUGGGAGUGAAUUGCAGGCGUGAGUUUCAUGAGUCUGUUGAGAGAAAGAGCACAUGUUCAGGCCAGCAACUGUCCUUGCCUGGGAUUUUCAUUCUACUUUGAAUUAUUUAUUUUUAUAAAAUAUUGGGGGUUGGGGGAGAGUCUGCAGGAUAAGGCAGAGAAACAGAUGCAUCAGGCUUUCAUCACUCCCGGGAAGUGGUCAGUGUAGACUUAUUGGUUCCAGAACCUGGUUUUUCUGCAUUUCCCAGGCCUGUUGAAUGGGAGAGUCUAACCUUCUGGAAACAAAUGAUUCUCCACUUCAGGUGAGAGACCUUGGCUAGAAACAAUGGACUGAUCAACUGACAUAGGCCAACACCCAGGGAAGCUCUUAGGGUCCCAAUCCUGGGCAGACCACCUCUCUGCUUUUUCCAUAAAUGGAUUUUAUGUAAAAUGCAGAGUUGGACUACAUCAUCUCUUCCAGUGCUGCCGUCUGUGAUAUCUCAUGAUGGUUUGCUUCAGGUAUCUGUUCUCAUGCCCACAAGCAGUAAAACUCAGUCUCCAGAAAUCCCCGCCCCAAGCGUCCUGUCCACACCGGCUCCUCUCCCCGUGUCCUGGGUGUUGGACUCCGAGCUUCAUGCUUGGGAACAGAGCCCCAGGGUGGCCUUGCUGAGUGUACCCAUGAAGGUACUGCUGACUGCUCCCCAUGAAGGCCCCCGGCUGCAGGACAACCAGGCAGCUUCCCCCCACAGAACGCCAGCCUUGGCCUUCCCUCUUGACAUAUGGUUGGUUCUUCUGCAUUGACCAGUGAGCCAGGAGACAGAGGAGGGGGAUCUCAGCUCACUGAUUUUUACUGCUUAGAAAUGGCAGUCAGAACUUGAUUCUUUGUCUAGAAAAACAGAGCAUCUGGGGAGCUAAUGAAAAACACUUAAGUGAUUCCUAAGGUUUCCUUGGGUAUUUUGUAUUUUGCUUGAAUAUUUGAGUGUGUGCAAGUGUGCAUGAAUUUUAUGUGUUUUUUUUUGUUUUUUUUGUUUUUUAUAAAGAGGGUGGGAGGUGGCUGAGGUAUUAGGAGUGGAAAUGGAGGCAGAUUGAAUUAAUUUUUGUGUGGUUUUGUUUAAUAGAGAACAUUGGUGUAUUUUCUUUUUCCCUGUCAGCUGGUCUGGUGGGUUUAUGCAUUCUCAUUCUUAAAAGACAUGGUUGAUAAAUUCUAGAAUAUUAGCUUAGGACUGUUCUACUGUGAAUAAAGUUCUGGCUUUGUCAGCCCAGCCUUUGUUUCUCUUCACUCAGGUCUAGAAUCCCAAGCAAUGUUCUUUUGUUGUGAACAUUGUGAACUGCAGAUCCAGCAUUUCUUAAAAAAAAAAAAAAUCACCAGUUCAGCAGUCCAGGGAUUCCUUGACCUCAUUACUCUUCCUCCCUCCCGUCUAGCCUAGCCUUAAGUCAAGACAUUUGACCUUGGCAGUGUCAGAGGACUUUGCCUCCAGCCAUGGCACCUGCUGUCUGCCUCUGGAAGUUAAACCCUCUCUGGAUUUUGCGAUGCAAGGUGGAAUCUUCUGGAUGGACAACCUUGACUUCAGUGGUGCUGGUGCUGCUGAGUGUGGACUGAGCGUCUACCAUCUGCAGAGGACACACUGCUUGGGCCUUGCUUUGUUCACCGGGGCCUGCUGCAGGAUCUGGGAAGCAAGAGCUGGCAUCCCAGCCUCCGCUACUGUCUGUCAUGCUCUGUUGUUUCAGGGUGGGGAAGUGAUAAAUGACUUGCCUUCUAGAGCUUGCUGUGAAACAAAUUAAAAAACAAUGUGCAA
This is a messenger RNA of Bubalus bubalis (water buffalo), 4907 nucleotides long. RefSeq names its product collagen beta(1-O)galactosyltransferase 2 (gene COLGALT2). The coding region runs from base 363 to 2243 and encodes 626 amino acids. The record is from RefSeq and is a predicted model, not a curated record. Gene Ontology annotation, molecular function: procollagen galactosyltransferase activity. The transcript is spliced from 12 exons. NCBI's taxonomy places the organism in Eukaryota, Metazoa, Chordata, Mammalia, Artiodactyla, Bovidae.